Molecule: messenger RNA, 947 nt
Organism: Ricinus communis (castor bean)
Lineage: Eukaryota; Viridiplantae; Streptophyta; Magnoliopsida; Malpighiales; Euphorbiaceae
Exons: 2
Coding region: 209-745 (178 amino acids)
Source: RefSeq, a predicted model, not a curated record
UGGUGCUAGUAAACCCUUGUCCUCCCUAUCCAUUAUAUGAAUAAUAUUAUUCCUACUAAUUAAAUAUUUAUAAAAUAGAAAUAAAAGUAUCUAAAAUGAUGGUAUAAGUAAUAAAAAGAAUAAUUACCUAAUCACUUUUAAUUUAAUCCUCCAAUGUGCUAAAACACAAAUAUUCAAAUUGGGAAUUGAAGAAUAUAAGAAAAAUCACAUGGAGCAUGGUCAACUUUCACAUGGCUAUGUUUGGAGGAGAGGAACUGUAAUGACCAAAAAGCACAAAAUAGACAAUGGUAUUCCUAAACUCAUGAGCCAAUUCCUUGAGGUCAUAAUGGUAAAUUGCAUGCCAGAAACUUCAUCACCCUUGCGAGGACACAGAUUUCAGCAUCUCCCUGCUGCCAUUCUUGCUCUAGUUUCUCCUCUCUCACUUGAAGAUCGUGAAGUCCUUGCUUACAUGAUCACAAGAUCAAACCCUUCUUUGUCCUGUUGGCUUUUCAACAAGCCAUCCAAAAACCAACCAGCUACAAAAUGCAUCAAACAUGAUGAGAAGAACACUGCUCCUAGAUUUAGCUGUGACUGCUUCCAUUGCUAUACAAGCUACUGGUUCAAGUGGGACUCCUCUCCUAACCGCGAGCUCAUUCACCAAUUUAUUGAAGUUGUUGAAGCAGAUCCCAAUCUUUUCUCAUCAAUGGCUGCCAAUAAUCGCAAAAUUCAACAAGCACUCGUUUGUUUUCCUUGCUGUUUUUCAUAAUCAUCGACGUCUCACCACGGCAAUCUUAAGGGUUAGGAGGCCAUGAAGCUGCUUCUAGGGUUACUCAAUUUGUUCUUUUUUUUUUUUCUUUUCUUUUCUCUUAUUGGAACUGAUAUUCAGUUCUUGUUCGUUUAUGGAUUCUUUGAGAUCCGAUUUGUAGUGCCCAUAAAAAAAAAAAUAAAUGAAUAAAUAUGUCACGAUC